This is a messenger RNA of Maudiozyma barnettii, 3666 nucleotides long. RefSeq names its product cytoskeletal protein-binding protein SLA1 (gene SLA1). The transcript has a single exon. Gene Ontology annotation, molecular function: protein-macromolecule adaptor activity; cytoskeletal protein binding; identical protein binding. Lineage: Eukaryota; Fungi; Ascomycota; Saccharomycetes; Saccharomycetales; Saccharomycetaceae. The record is from RefSeq and is a predicted model, not a curated record. Gene Ontology annotation, cellular component: nucleus. Gene Ontology annotation, biological process: actin cortical patch assembly; regulation of actin filament polymerization. Bases 1 to 3666 code for a protein of 1221 amino acids.
AUGACUGUAUUCCUUGGUGUGUAUAAGGCGAUUUACGACUAUGAGCCGCAAACGCCUGAAGAGUUAGAAAUCAAAGAAAAUGAUAUGCUUUAUUUACUAGAGAAAUCUGACAUCGAUGAAUGGUGGACCGUUAAGAAACGGAUCAUUGGGUCCGAUGACCCAGAGCCUUCCGGGUUAGUGCCUUCUACGUAUAUUGAAGAUGCACCUGUGAUUCGUACAGUUAAAGCUGUCUAUGAUUAUGAUCAACCUCAAAAUCCCGAUGAGGAAUUGUUAUUCCAUGAAAACGAUACUUUCCAAGUAUAUGAUGAUAAGGAUCCUGACUGGUUGCUUGUCAAGUCUUCAAAUAACGAAUUUGGUUUUAUUCCUGGGAAUUAUAUCGAAGAAGCCGGGGCAACAGGAGGGGCACCUGCUGCAGCGGCAGCUACUCCUGUUCCUGUUGCAGUUGCGACAUCAGUAGUUACACCAGCUAAUGCUGAUGUCUCGACUUUUUUACCACCUCCACAACAUAACCAAAGAGAUCAAUUACAAUCAGCAGAGCAGAGUAACAAUGAACCUGCUACUCCAGAUAGAUAUGCGCAAGAAGAUGAUAGAGAAGACACGCCUCCUUCUAAACCGAUGAGACCUAACGAUGCACGUGACAAAGCUCGUUCUAGGGUGUCGUACUACGAUGAGGUUGAUGAUAACAACAUUCCUACAGAUAAUGGUCGCGAUAACCGUCGUGAUGAGCCCCAUAGAUAUGCUGAUGAAGAUGAUUAUGGUAGUAACACGAAUAAUUAUAACAAUGAUAGAGACAACAAUGAUAACCGUGGGAGUUUCAACAUAGAAUAUCAUUCAUGGAAUGUUCAAGAAAUCGAAGGUAGGAAGAAGAGAAAAGCAAAAUUAGUUGUCGGAAGUAACAAGAUAAAUUUCAUUUCAGAAAAUGGUACUCAAUUAGAAUGGACUGUCGAUAAAUUGGUGUCCUAUGAUAAUGAAAAGAAACAUAUGUUCUUGGAAUUUGUAGAUCCUUACAAAAACUUAGAGUUACAUACAGGGAACAAUGAAACUUCCAAAGAAAUCAUGUCUAUUCUAGGUGAAAUUAAAGGUGUUUCCCGUGAUAAAGGUUUGAAAGAGAUUGAAACAGCAUCACAAACAAAGAGAAAAGGUAAAAUAGCAUAUGAUUUUAUUGGUGAAUCCAAUGAUGAAUUGACCGUGAAACAAGGAGAUCUGGUAUAUAUUAUUAAUGACAAAAAAUCUAAAGAAUGGUGGAUGUGUGAAUCUGUCGAUACCGGUAGAAGAGGUGUUAUUCCAGCACAAUUUGUUGAACCAAUAAAAGAUAAGUCAUCCAGCAGUGCUGGUGGAUUAUUUAAUUCUAUUAAAAAGAUGGCCAAAGGUAAUAGAUCACCAUCAAAAUCACAUUCUAAUUCGGUAUCUGGUUCCGGUAGUUGGAGAGAUGAUGUAACCCCAGAUGAAAGCGCUUCAUCAAAGAGUAGAUCUAGAGGUGCAUCAUUUUCAAGUAGAAAGAAGAGAUCUGCAUCUAUGAGUAAACCAUCCGAUAAUGUAAACAAGAAGAAAUUUCCGGAUCCUAAAAAAUCUAGAUUAUGGGUUGAUAGAAGUGGUACAUUCAAAGUCGAUGCCCAAUUUAUUGGUUGUGCUAAUGGUAAGAUCCAUUUGCAUAAGGCUAAUGGUGUUAAGAUCGCUGUCGCUGCUAACAAACUUUCCGAUUCUGACUUAGUGUAUGUUGAAAAUAUUACAGGAUUUAGUCUAGAUAAGUAUAAAAUUAACUCAAGCGGUUCGUCUGGUUCUGGUAAUAAAGAUGCAAGAGAGUCUGAGCGCGACAGAAGAAGAAGAUUGAGAGAACAAGAAGAGAAGGAGCGUGAUAGAAGAAUUAGAGAAAGAGAACUGAACGAACUAAAGAAAGCAAGACAAUUGUUAGAUGAUGAAAGACUUCGUUUGGAAGAGCAAAAAGAUUUACCACCAGUUAAACCUCCAAGACCAAACUCAACCGUCGGUAUGCCCUCUUCCUCAUCUCAUAAGAGCUCAAAGAGUAAAAAUAAUUACGAUUGGUUUGAGUUUUUCUUAAACAGUGGUGUGGAUGUUAGUAACUGUCAAAGAUAUACCAUUAACUUCGAUAGAGAACAAAUCACCGAAGAUAUGAUGGAAGACAUCAAUGCACAAAUGCUUAGAACUCUUGGUUUACGUGAAGGUGAUAUCGUUAGGGUAAUGAAAUUCUUAGACAAUAAAUUUGGUAGGGAUACUCAUGAAGUAGUAGUACCAGCUCAAACUGGAGGUAUGUUUACCGAAGCGGAUGGAUCAUUGAAGAACAACAAUAAUAACGUUCAGCAGGGCGUUUCGCAACAACUGUUACCUCAGACAGACACCGCUGCUAUGGCUGCUCCUGUUUCUCAAGAUGAUGAUGCUUGGACAGCUAGACCUGCUGCUAAAUCUCAACCAGAUCUAGUCUCUGGUAAUUCUAACUUUACCGGCUCUAUGCAAGAUCUACUUGACUUACAACCAUUAGAACCAAAGAAACAUAUACCUUCCCAGGUCCCUGAACCAAAUUUGAAUAAUUUAGAGCCAGUAAAGACUGGAAAUGCUAUCCCUGCUGUUGCUCCAAUUACUACAGCCACUACUGGUGGUGCUAACUUGGUUCCUUUAGAUCCAUUUAAGACAGGUGGUAAUAACAUAUUACCAAUUGGUACCGGAUUUGUUAUGAUGCCAAUCGCAACUGGCGGUAUGAUGUCUACUCAAAGAACGGGUGGUCUUGGUAUGCCUGUAACUACAUUUGGUACUCAAUUAACUGGUGGUGUAUUACCGGUUCAAAAGACUAAUGGUGGUUUGAUUCCUAUUGCUACUACUGGUGGUUUGAUGCCACAGACUACUUUUGGAGCUCAAUUAACUGGUGGUUUGAUGCCACUACAAACUACAGGUGGUCUGAUGCCAUUACAAAGAACAGGAGGUAUAAUACCUCAGACGACAUUUGGUACAGCUGCACCAAUGGGAUCAGUUCUUCCUGUCCAGAGGACUGCCAAUGGUUUAAUGCCAUUGCAAACAACAGGUGGUAUUAUGCCAUCUACAACCUUCAUGAACCCAGUAUUGACUGGGGGUGCUAUGCCGCAAACAAGUUUUGUUAACCCAGCUCUAGCUGGUGGUAUGAACCCAAUGAUGAACCAAACUUUGACUGGUGGUAUGAACCCAAUGAUGAAUCAAGCCUUGACUGGUGGUAUGAACCCAAUGAUGAAUCAAGCCUUGACUGGCGGUAUGAACCCAAUGAUGAACCAAGCCUUGACAGGAGGAGCAAUGCCUCAGACAAGUUUUGGUGCCCAAAUGACCGGAGGUGCCAUGCCACAGACUGGGUUCGGUAAUCAAACGACUGGUGGAGCUAUGAUGCCACAAACAUCUUUCGGCGCACCAAUGCAACAUGCCAACACCAUGCCAAUGCAAAUAACUGGUGGUUUCCAACCACAAUCACAAUUUGGUGUGACUUUGCAAAGAACAGGUGGUGCAAUGCCUAUCAAUACUGGUGUUAAUAACAUCACGCAAGGAAUGCAAAAUACAACUAUUUCUCAACCACAGCAGUUACAAACCCAGCCAACUGGGUUUGGAUUUGGUAAUGGACCUCAACAAACUCAACAAGGUAGACAAGCAAACAUAUUUAAUGCGUCUGCUGCCAAUCCAUUCGGAUUUUAA